CUGGAGUCUAACAAUAUAAUUGUUUCCAUAAUCUAUAUUAUCUGUUAAAGAAAAACAUCACUUUGUAGAUGUAGAAUUUAUGUAUCAAGUAGUUAUUAUCUUUAAUGCAUAGAUGGCGAGAGCAGUUCUAUCUCUCAGCUGAUAUUCUGUUAAAUGUACUAUAUAAUUCAGUACAGCGUUUCAAGUCCCAGAACUCAGAGUAGCCUAAAGACAGCUCAAAUAAUCAAUCGCAGAGUGUAAUCUGAAAUACUUUUGUUUCUUGCAUAUUUAAAUUUUAAAACGAAAGAGACAGGUGUGAAAAGAUUUAUUCUAUUGAAAAAUGUUUAAUACCAAGUCCUUUGACGUUGUGAGUUUCAAUUCGGAAUUGUCUACAACGAAAUUAGAAACAUCCGCAAAUGUUCAAACCACAGAAAUAGUUUAUACUGCUGAUGAUACGCAAACCGCAGAUACAAGGAGCAUUGGGAUUCAGACAAUAAAUAAACAGAAUACAGACAUGCAAGUAGAUUAUGACAAAUUGGCAGAAUUUCUAAAAAAAGUUACUCCGGGAAUCCUGGAAGUCCUUGACGAAGCUUAUGGUAGCAAUGCUUUUGAUGAUUAUAAUCCUAAUGUUACAGAAACUACCUCUGCUAAUGUAGAGAUAUUGAAAAAAAUAAGCACAUUGAAAGAAUCAGACACUCAGAUAAAAGUAAGUGACCUAUCAUGGAGCACAGUUGGUGGUACAUUAGCAGUAGGCCUCAGCCAUAUCUAUCAUGAAGCAUGGUGUGAUCAUCUUUCUACAAUUCAAUUAUAUAAUUUAACAAUAGAGGAUAAUCUCACUGAUGAACCUACCAAAACUUUAGAGACAAAUGGAUGUAUCACAACAUUAUGUUAUCAUCCAACAGAACCCUCUAUUCUUGCAGCUGGAUUGUCUAAUUGGGACGUGUUGGUCUGGAAUCUUAGAAAUGAUGAUUCUAUUACACCCACACAUGUAUGUACACAUAGCGAUUGUGUAUCUCAAGUAUGUUGGAGACCGAGAUCAGUGAACGACGUGUCCCUAUUAUUAAGUUCCAGCAGAGAUGGAUAUAUACUGAUUCACAAAUUGACAACCAACUUUACUACCGUCCAAUUGCAUAAACGAUUCAAGAUAGUCAAAGAACGUAAUCCAGUGGAAAAUGCUAGGCCACGCAGCGCCGGAGGUACUCGCGAGCGCGCUGCGGAAGCAGGAUUGUGCAUUACGAGUUUUGAUUUUUCUCCACGACAUCCUAGUAUAUUUGUCGUUGGAACACUAUGUGGUGGAAUCUAUAAAUGUAGUUUAGACAGUGUAACUUCCAUCGAAGGAGAUGCCACGCUCAUGGAUCCCGUAAUCGACGAAUAUGAAAGACACGAAGGUAGCAUUACCUGUAUCAAAUGCUCGCCGUUACAUAAUUUAUUUGUCAGCAGUACUACAGAUAAAGAAAUCCGUAUAUAUAAUCUUGACGAGCACGUCAGUCAGCAAACCAUUUCUGUGGAUAAUACAGUUGUGGGAUUAACAUGGAUGAUUGGCAAUCAGGACAUAUUUGCGGCGUACGGAGCGGAUGCGUAUAUAAAAUUCUACAAUGUCACGGAUGCUAAACCCAUGACGUGUGCGAAAUUCGAAAUUACUAGUAAACAAAGCAUCAGCAGCUUACGCGUCAAUUCUAAGAGAGAUAUUCUGGCUGUUGGAGAUGUUCGGGCAAACGUUGAAAUAUGGAAAUUUCCACGUCACUUAUUUUGAAUACAACUCUGAUCAACGCCGGUUGCUUGCGAUAUUUGCUGAAUGUGCUGACAUUACUACAUAUACUCUGUAUUGCAUGUGUAUAUCCACGUUUUUAUGCAAAUAAACUAUUACGAAACAUUGA
This is a messenger RNA of Formica exsecta, 1856 nucleotides long. RefSeq names its product WD repeat-containing protein 34-like. Gene Ontology annotation, biological process: intraciliary transport. NCBI's taxonomy places the organism in Eukaryota, Metazoa, Arthropoda, Insecta, Hymenoptera, Formicidae. The transcript is spliced from 10 exons. Gene Ontology annotation, molecular function: dynein light chain binding; dynein heavy chain binding. Gene Ontology annotation, cellular component: ciliary plasm; cytoplasmic dynein complex. The record is from RefSeq and is a predicted model, not a curated record. The coding region runs from base 320 to 1732 and encodes 470 amino acids.